This is a messenger RNA of Ambispora leptoticha, 392 nucleotides long. The record is from the annotation of a GenBank genome assembly. Lineage: Eukaryota; Fungi; Glomeromycota; Glomeromycetes; Archaeosporales; Ambisporaceae.
AUGGACCUCUCAAUCGUCGUGGACACAUCAUAAUGAGGACAUUUCUUAAGAUCAAGUCAUUGGUCGGGUUAACGGCUGAUAGUUAUAUUGAUCUACAUAGGUUCGAUGAAGAGUCUGCUGACAUUUCAAACGAAGCAACACGACGUGAGUUUAUUUCAUCCAUUCUUUAUGACGUUGCUGCUUGUUAUGACGGUGAAAUAAAAGUUAAAAGGGAGGAUAUUAACCAGGGAGUUAGUCAGAAUGCAAUCCAGUUACAAGAUUCAUCUCAGCGUAAUGAAAAGAAACGCACCUACAAUGAGGUUUUGCGUGAGGUAGAGUUUGGAACCGGUUUUAGCAACCUCCUGAAAAUCAUACCGAAUAUACUGUAUGCACAUGUAAUUCGGUUUUAUUAA